UCGUCUAUCGCGUCGACCGUGUGGAGGUAUAAAUUAGUGACACCUGUCGGGUGGAUUCUCCACCCGUAGAGAACCACUCAGUUCAGGAUGAUCCGUGCCACAUUAUACACGCUCUGCACGCUGCUCUUGAUUGGGCUGGUUGCGGCAAAUCCCACGCUGCAAGCCAGCGGUUUAAAGGAUGGCCGAAUUGUUGGCGGAUAUGAUGCCGUGCCGGGCCAGUUUCCGUAUCAGGUGUCAUUGAGGCGGCCACCAAACUUCCACUUCUGCGGUGGUUCUAUCAUCGGUCCGCGAUGGAUUCUGUCGGCAGCACAUUGCACGAUAUCGAUGGCACCGGCCAAUUUGAACGUGUACGUGGGCAGCGUGAAGCUGGCGUCGGGCGGUGUCUACCAUCGAACGAUGCGCAUCGUCAACCAUCCGCUGUACGAUCCGGGUACUAUCGAGAACGACAUCAGCCUGAUACAGACGGUGCAACCGAUAGUAUUCAAUGAGGAUACGCAACCGAUCGCUUUACCGACCACGAACCUGCUGUCCGGCACGGGUGCUCUCAUUUCGGGUUGGGGCCGAUCGAAUACCAUGGACAGUGGAACCGCUGAAGUGCCGGACAACUUACAGUACCUCACGGUGGACAUACCGACGAUGGAAGAAUGCCGUGCCGAGCGUCCAGGCUCUAACAACAUCUUCGACAGCGUCAUGUGUGUCUCCAGUCCAUCCGGACAGGGUGCAUGUUCCGGUGAUUCCGGUGGCCCAUUGGCGUACGAUGGAUUAGUGCACGGCAUCGCGUCAUUUGUUCGCGUUCCCUGUGCUACCGAUGUUUCGGACGUUUACGAACGUGUGUACUCUCAUCGAGCGUGGAUCACAUCGGUCACAAUGUGAUGGUAGAGCGAAAGAAAAUAUCUACGAGUUGUGAUGUGCUUCCGGAACAGAGUUGUCCGAGGCUAAUAAAAAUCUUAUUCCAUCUCUUGAAAAAA
Messenger RNA from Anopheles stephensi (Asian malaria mosquito), 968 nucleotides. Its product is annotated as chymotrypsin-2-like. Gene Ontology annotation, biological process: proteolysis. The coding region runs from base 88 to 873 and encodes 261 amino acids. The record is from RefSeq and is a predicted model, not a curated record. The transcript has 3 exons. Gene Ontology annotation, molecular function: serine-type endopeptidase activity. NCBI's taxonomy places the organism in Eukaryota, Metazoa, Arthropoda, Insecta, Diptera, Culicidae.